This is a messenger RNA of Dibothriocephalus latus, 786 nucleotides long. The record is from the annotation of a GenBank genome assembly. Lineage: Eukaryota; Metazoa; Platyhelminthes; Cestoda; Diphyllobothriidea; Diphyllobothriidae.
AUGAUCCCUAAAACCAUUAACAUGUAUAUUUUAAGAUGGUCUCUGAAUGGGAAGGAACUGUCGAAUGUACGGGAGAACUGGCAUCGACUUCGGUUAACACGCGACCUCCUAAAUUCUACUCUGCGAUGCACUGCGAUCUCCAAUCAAGCUGGCUAUGCAGAAACUGUUUUAAAUUUUACUUCGCCACCGCAGUUCCUACAGGCCUUCACCCUCCUUUACGCCGGUUCGGUCGGAGAGAGUGCUCGGUUGGAGUGUGCCACCGAGGGUAACCCCCCGCCGCGAAUUGAAUGGCGUCGCAGCAGGACUGGCGAUCUACUGGGACGUGGCCGAUUUCUCCACCGGCCCAAAAUCCAACCAGAGGAUUUUGGCCCCUAUACCUGCAUCGCUACUGUCCGCGGGUAUCCGUCAAUCUCGAAGGAGGUCUGGCUAUCGGAGAAAACUGCUCCGUCAAUCAAGCCUACGGAGGUCGUGUUGGCACCCGCGGGUGCCCCAGCAAGACUCACCUGUACCGUACUAUCAGUCCCCCUGCCGCCGGCAAACGAAGCACACUGGUAUCGCCGGGGUAUUCGGGUCAACCAAGCUGCACACCGCACCUUCGGGAGCGAAGAAUUUACGGGUGGCGUGGUCUACGUCCUGAAGUUCAGCCAAGUUUUGCCCACAGACUUUGGUUUCUACAACUGUACUGCUAGCAAUGGCUUCGGAAGCGCCUCGCAGACUAUCGAGCUCCGUCAAAAAGCAAAAAAUCGGCAUCGUGGUGGUGCCGAAGUCUUUACUCUUAAAUACUAG